AUGUUCGUGGCCUGUAUCCUCGUCUCGUAUCCCCUUCAGUUCUACGUCCCCAUGGAAAGAGUCGAAAAAUGGAUCAAGAGAAAGGUUGAAAAAGUGAGAAUCAAUGUCACAUUUUCAAAUUUUGAGGUGGUCGAGACGAAACAAGAACCUUUGAUCUACACUGUCCGCUUUGGCGGUGUCAUCUUCACUUGUGGGUUUUUGUAAAAACUCAGUUUCAAAAAGCUUCUUACUGAGAAAUGUUUAAAAAAAAGCUAAAAAUCUAAAAUUUUGAGCAUUAUUUUCUUGUUUUUCAGAAAAAAAAAAAUUUGAAGGGAUGUAUUUUUUUAGUCAUAUUUUUUCAUUUAGCUUUUUUCUUGGUACCCCCAGCGACCUUUCCAGUAUAUUUUUAUUGGACGAAAUGUUGAAAAAAAGGUUUUUUGGGACCUUGACAGGAUUUUUUUUUUUCAAAAAGGUUUUGAGAAGCUUUUCUGAAGCUCCCUAGAAUCUUCCCUUUCCUCAAGCCUGAGAAUGAUAAAAGUUUUGCCAGCUGUGUCUAAAAAGUCCAUAAUCCCUCCCAAUUAUCCACACUAAAUCCUUAAUCGCCGUUCCAACUUCAAAGUCCCCAAUCUCUUGAUUUUUACUAAUGGAAGACGGUCGACAGGUCUGAUGGCGCAGUUGAUCCCGCACCUGGCCUUGUUCAUCUCGUUGGUCGGCAGCGUCGCCGGAACUUCCCUCACUCUCGUCUUCCCGCCGUUGAUCGAACUCCUUUGCUGCUACUCAAGGUGAACACAGGAAAAUUAUUAGCGCUGAAAAAAAAAUUGAACGCAAUAUUUUUCUCCAAAUACUGGACAGUACUCUGUAGACUUCACAUAUUUCGGAAACUUCUCAAAAUUCGCUCAGAUUCAAAAUCAAGAGUUUCUCAACUAAUCCACUUUUAUUUUUGCCUCCUAGUUGAACUGCUUUUGAAGCAAUGAAGAGAGAAAAUUUUAUUUGUGUUUUAGAAAAAGAUGAAAAAUAUUUUUUUGGAGAUCCAAAAAAAUCUAGAGUGAAUAGUUUUCCUUUGUUAGAAUCGUCUUUUUCCCUCGAAUUCCGGGACUUUUCGGAAAAAAGAUCGAAGAGCCGCACUUUUUCAACCCAUCUUUUCGUUGAAAACGGUUGUCCGGCGCAACACAUGUGCCAUGUGACGUGACCGAACGCCACAAAGGUCAAUUUGAAAAAAAAAAUCGAUUUGAAAAGACGAAAAUUUUAAAUUUUUUCAAAAACAUGAAUCUAUUGCUACAAUUUUAUGGUGUUCUGAACUUUUUUUAAAAGCUCUGAAAAAAAAUUUAUUUAAUGAAAAUUUCCAAUUAACCUUUCCUUUAUAAAAUUGUUAUUGAUUCCUUGAAAAUUGAAGACUUCUCCAGAAAAUUUCCAGAUUUGAUACAUUCUAACGAUUCAUAAGUCACUGAAGACUUGAAUCAAGUUAAAAAUCAGGAUAUACCGGAAACUUCAGAUUUUCCAGAUCUUUCAGUUUUAUCCUAAUAUUUUAGCUUUUCAACGUAUUUUGCUUAUCAAGGAGCUUUUCAGUUUCACCGCAGUUUUAUAUUCUCUGGAUGAGAUUCUUCCGGGAUAAAAAAGUCAAUGAAGAGCCAAAAUGAAUCAAUAAAGAAAAAGUGACAAAACAGAAAUUAUUUCUUGAUUUUUCAGAGGCGAGUUGACCAAAUGGGUCUGGAUCCGGAACAUCUUCCUGAUUUCUUUCGCUUUCGUCGGCUUCGCCACGGGAACCUACGCCAGUCUGGUGCAGAUCAUCGAGGCUUUCGGAACCUCGGACAUCUGA
Caenorhabditis auriculariae is the source of this 1795-nucleotide messenger RNA. The record is from the annotation of a GenBank genome assembly. NCBI's taxonomy places the organism in Eukaryota, Metazoa, Nematoda, Chromadorea, Rhabditida, Rhabditidae.